AUGCGCCGCAGAUCACCUAGCCACGCGUAUAACGCCGAAAUUUCCCGUUCCUCGUUUGGGCCUGCGCCUGGCCUGGGGGCGGCCGGGCAUGGGUGCUUGUGGGUCGAAACCGACAUUGCUGCUUCCUCAACCCGUCAAGCAAAUAUACAAAAUGGUUCGUACUCGCAGAGAAGACAGGAUCCGACCCCGUUUCGUUGUCUAUGCGCGCGCUCGAGAAUUUCUGCCGGAGGGGAGAAGGGAGCGAGAUGGAGAAAGUUGGGAAAAGGGGACGGCGAGCCGGCACGGAAGGAUGGGGAACGGGCCGAUGGGAGCGGUGCCGAGCGUUCUCAGCCCAGAGAGUGCGCUGGGAGCGCACGGCUAUCGCUUCUUGAAGUUUCUGGGCAGAGAGCGGCGCGAGACAACAAAACGGGUCGACCUCCAUUUCGACGUUUCAACAAGUUUUGGAUGCUGACCUUUCAGGCCGACGCUAAGAGCGCCCCCGUCAACCCCAUGAAGGAGCUUCGCAUUGAGAAGCUCGUCAUCAACAUCUCCGUCGGAGAGUCGGGUGACCGUCUUACUCGUGCCGCCAAGGUGCUCGAGCAGCUCACUGGUCAGACCCCCGUCACCUCGAAGGCUCGCUACACCGUCCGUUCGUUCUCGAUCCGUCGUAACGAGAAGAUCGCUGUCCACGUCACCAUCCGCGGCCCCAAGGCCGAGGAGGUCCUUGAGCGCGCCCUCAAGGUCAAGGAGUACGAGCUCCGCCGCCGUAACUUCUCGGAGACCGGCAACUUCGGCUUCGGUAUCGACGAGCACAUCGACCUCGGUAUCAAGUACGACCCCGGAAUCGGUAUCUUCGGUAUGGACUUCUACGUCAUCAUGGGCCGCCCCGGUAUGCGUGUCGCCCGCCGCAAGCAGAAGGUCGGCCGUGUCGGUGCUCCCCACAAGGUCCGCCCCGAGCAGACCGUCUCGUGGUUCAAGCAGCGUUUCGACGGCAUUGUUUCCCGUUAA
Messenger RNA from Apiotrichum porosum, 987 nucleotides. RefSeq names its product 60S ribosomal protein L11 (gene RPL11). NCBI's taxonomy places the organism in Eukaryota, Fungi, Basidiomycota, Tremellomycetes, Trichosporonales, Trichosporonaceae. Gene Ontology annotation, cellular component: ribosome; cytosolic large ribosomal subunit. The record is from RefSeq and is a predicted model, not a curated record. Gene Ontology annotation, molecular function: structural constituent of ribosome; RNA binding. Bases 1 to 987 code for a protein of 328 amino acids. The transcript has 3 exons. Gene Ontology annotation, biological process: translation.